AUCGAAUUCAUCCAUCCAUCAUUUGUUCAUCUCAGCUCCCCUCCAUAUUUCCAUCACUCCCUCUCGCACCUUCAAUCCUUCGUCAACACGAACUCGUGUGGCGAUUUUCCGGCCAGCAUUGGAAGCUCCGGCCACCGUACCAACAACCUACACAAUCGCUUCUCCACCGUCCACAGAUCUCUGGUAAAUGUUUGCGCCUCUCGAAACCCUAAAAUCGCUUAAAACGGAAUCCUGCGACUCGAUUUUUGCUCCGAUCAACUACUGACGCAACAGAGGUGAAAUGGCUGAUCAUCGAAACGGUGGAAACCAUCCAGCUGCUGUCAGUAAGGGUGCAGGUGGAGCUUCAGGCGGGUACACAAUCGAUGCAAACACUUUACAAAGGCGGCUAAAAACUCUGUAUUCUAAUUGGCGGGAACAACGAGACGAGCUAUGGGGAUCAUGUACCGCAUUCGCUGUAGCUACACCACCACCAUCUGACGAUCUUCGUUAUUUGAAGUCAUCAGCUCUCAAUAUCUGGCUACUCGGUUACGAGUUUCCCGAAACAAUCAUGGUUUUCUCAGAAAAACAGAUCCAUUUCUUAUGCAGCCAGAAAAAAGCAUCACUUCUUGACGUUGUGACAAAGUCGGCUAAAGAAGCUGUAAAUGUAGACGUUGUAAUGCACGUGAAGGCCAAAAACGAUGACGGGUUGACCCAAAUGGAUGCGAUUUUAAACUCCAUUGAGUCUGUUGAUUCUCCGGUUCUUGGGUAUAUAGCAAGAGAGGCUCCUGAAGGGAAGCUUCUAGAAACGUGGACUGAGAAGAUAAAGUCAUCGGGUUUACACCUUAGUGAUGUAACAAACGGAUUAUCCAAUCUUUUCGCUGUUAAGGACUCCGGUGAGCUUACAAACGUGAAAAAGGCUGCUUAUUUAACCGCUUCUGCAAUGAAACAGUUUGUUGUUCCGAAACUCGAGAAGGUAAUCGAUGAAGAAAAGAAAGUGACUCAUUCUUCUUUAAUGGAUGAUACCGAAAAAGCGAUUUUGGAGCCUGCUAGAAUUAAAGUGAAGCUGAAAGCCGAUAACGUUGAUAUCUGUUACCCUCCGAUUUUCCAAAGUGGCGGGAAUUUCGAUCUUAGACCUAGUGCGUCAAGCAACGAUGACCAUUUGUACUACGAUUCGGCUAGUGUGAUUAUCUGUGCUCUCGGGUCCCGUUACAACAGCUACUGCGCGAAUGUAGCAAGAACGUUUCUUAUCGAUUCAAAUACUACACAAAGCAAAGCUUAUCAGGUUCUGUUAAAAGCGCAUGAGGCUGCUGUUGGUGCGGUUAUGCCCGGUAAUAAAGGUAGUGACGUCUACAAGGCUGCACUCGCGGUGGUUCAAAAAGAAGCUCCGGAGUUGACUCCGAAUUUGACUAAAUCAGCUGGGACGGGAAUUGGUCUUGAGUUUCGUGAGUCGGGUUUGAACUUAAAUGAGAAAAACGAACGAGUUAUGAAAAUGGGAAUGGUUUUUAAUGUUUCACUAGGGUUUCAAAACAUGCAGACGAAGAGUAGCAAAGCGAAAAGUCAAAACUAUGCACUCUUGAUUGCUGAUACUGUUAUUGUAACUGCUAGUGGACAUGAAGUGGUGACAGCGUUAAGCUCGAAAGCUUUUAAAGACGUUGCGUAUUCGUUUAACGACGGCGAGGAAGAAGAAGAUGAAAGGCCACAAGUGAAAGUGGAUUCUAAAGUUAACGAAGCUUUGUACUCUAAAGCGACACUAAGGUCAGACAACCAUGAAAUGUCGAAAGAAGAACUUAGAAGACAACAUCAAGCGGAACUCGCACGCCAAAAGAACGAGGAAACCGCACAAAGACUCGCGGGUGGGAAAAGUGCGGCGGGUGAUGGAAGAUCUUCUUCACGAACUUCAAACGAUUUAAUUGCUUACAAGAACAUAAACGACGUUCCGCCACCUAGAGACUUGAUGAUUCAAGUUGACCAAAGGAACGAGGCUAUUCUCAUCCCGUUGUACGGAAGUAUGGUGCCGUUUCAUGUUGCUACUGUUAAAACCGUAUCUAGUCAAGCUGACACUAGCCGAAAUUGCUACAUUCGUAUAAUAUUUAACGUUCCCGGAACACCAUUUUCUUCUCAUGAUCCAAAUGCGUUGAAGAAUCAAACAGAUAUUUUCUUGAAAGAAGUAUCGUUCCGUUCAAAGGACCCCAGGCACAUUAGUGAAAUCGUACAGCAGAUCAAAACGUUAAGACGAAACGUUGUUUCUAGAGAGUCAGAACGAGCGGAGCGGGCGUCAUUGGUUACCCAAGAGAAACUUGUGCUUGCGGGGCAUAAGUUUAAACCGAUAAGGUUAACCGAUCUUUGGAUCCGCCCCACGUUCCCGGGUCGUGGACGGAAGCUUCCGGGUACUCUGGAGGCUCACGACAACGGUUUCCGUUACUCGACAUCUAGAGCAGAUGAACGUGUUGAUAUUCUGUUUGGUAACAUCAAACACGCGUUUUUUCAGGCGGCGGAGAAGGAGAUGAUCACGUUACUUCACUUUCAUCUCCACAACCACAUCAUGGUCGGAAACAAGAAAACGAAAGACGUUCAGUUUUACGUUGAGGUGAUGGAUGUCGUGCAAACGUUAGGCGGUGGAAAGAGAUCUGCGUAUGACCCGGAUGAGAUCGAGGAAGAACAACGAGAACGGGACCGUAAAAACAAGAUCAAUAUGGAUUUUCAGAACUUUGUUAACCGUGUUAACGAUCUUUGGGGACAACCGAAAUUUAAGAGUCUUGAUCUUGAGUUUGACCAGCCGUUAAGAGAACUCGGCUUUCACGGGGUUCCACAUAAAGCUUCCGCUUUCAUCGUUCCGACUUCAAGCUGUUUGGUUGAACUUAUCGAAACUCCGUUUCUCGUGGUCACUUUGAGUGAGAUUGAAAUCGUGAACCUCGAACGUGUCGGUCUUGGACAAAAGAAUUUUGACAUGGCGAUUGUGUUUAAGGAUUUUAAACGUGACGUGCUUCGGAUCGAUUCGAUUCCGUCCUCGUCGCUCGACGGGAUUAAAGAAUGGCUCGACACGACCGACAUUAAAUACUAUGAAAGCAGGCUGAACAUGAACUGGCGGGCCAUAUUGAAAACAAUCACCGAUGACCCGCAAAACUUCAUUGACGAAGGCGGAUGGGAGUUUCUGAAUUUGGAAGCUAGUGAUUCCGACUCUGAUGCUUCACAAGAGUCUGAUCAGGGUUACGAGCCGUCAGAUGUGGAGCCGGAGUCUGAGUCGGAAGAUGACGGGUCUGAGAGCGCUUCGUUGGUGGAGUCUGAUGAUGACGAGGAAGAUGGGUCGGAGGAAGACGGGUCGGAGGAAGAAGAAGGGAAGACGUGGGAAGAGUUGGAGCGGGAAGCAAGCAAUGCAGAUAAGGAGAAAGGUGUGGAGUCGGAUAGUGAAGAGGAACGGAAACGUAGGAAGAUGAAGGCUUUUGGCAAGUCGCGUGCGGGUCCCAGCAGCAGCGCGCCCAAGCGCCCGAAGUUCAGAAGGUGAAAUUUGAAGUUACAGUAGUGGAAUUGUGUUGCUAGGAAUCUGUUUUGUGAACUUGUUAGUUGAAUCUGGUAUGACUUAUAUGCAAACCACUCUUUGUUUUUAUUUUUAAAAUGGUUUGUCUAUUAAUAUAUCGGGCUGAAGCCAAACCGUUCUGUCGCCCAA
Helianthus annuus (common sunflower) is the source of this 3643-nucleotide messenger RNA. Its product is annotated as FACT complex subunit SPT16. The record is from RefSeq and is a predicted model, not a curated record. Gene Ontology annotation, biological process: transcription elongation by RNA polymerase II; positive regulation of transcription elongation by RNA polymerase II. The transcript is spliced from 2 exons. Gene Ontology annotation, molecular function: nucleosome binding. Lineage: Eukaryota; Viridiplantae; Streptophyta; Magnoliopsida; Asterales; Asteraceae. Bases 281 to 3481 code for a protein of 1066 amino acids. Gene Ontology annotation, cellular component: FACT complex.